UAUCUCUCUCCUCUUCCUUCGCUUGUCCUCAACCUCUCGCUCGCUGGACUUGAAAAAAAGUCGCUAGUUAAAGAAGAGCCGCUUCAUCACCAAAACCCGAGCACACGUCAACACCACACACCCUACUCCAACCACAACCCGACUCCAAGAAUCUUUGCUCUUCCUCUUCAAUUUCACCUUCGUUUCCCUUUACAACCCCUCACCCCCCCACACAAAACACAACAAAGCAUCCACUGCACCCCCCAACUCCCCCCUUCUUUGACCACCCAAUCUCCCUGCCUUAAUCCAGAGCAUCACAACAACCACACCUGCAGCUCUUCUUACGCGCAAUUCCUCCAUAACCGCCAUCAUGUUUAGUCAAUCCAAUACUGGUGGCUUUGGAGGGUUCGGCACCAACAAUAACACAAAUCCCGGCACGGGUACCACUGGCAGCGUGUUCGGCUCCGGCGGUGGCUUCGGUCAGCAGCAACAACAGCAGCAACAACAGCAGCAACAACAACAGCCUGCGGCUCCAGGAUUUGGUAGCGGCGGUGGCUUUGGUGCGACAAACACCGGUGGCGCUUUUGGUUCUUCGACGACUCCUGCUUUUGGUGGUGCUGCUCCCGGAGGAGGAUUCGGUCAGGCUAGUAACGCUUUCGGUGCAAAACCUGCUUUCGGUGCAACAACAACUGGAGGUGGACUCUUUGGAUCGCAAGCCGCUGCACCGAAUACGAACCCUGGAUUUGGCGGAGGAGGAGCCUUUGGAAACAACACCGCGACGUCUGCAUUUGGCGCUACCAACACGGGUGCUACAGGCGGAGGAAUGUUCGGAAAUGCUGGAAAGCCCGGGUUUGGCGGUGUCACAACCACCACUGGUGCGACGGGAGGUGGUAUCUUUGGGACGUCCGGCGCUGCUACAGGCACUGGCGCUUUCGGUGCGCCUGCCGGUGGUAAUGCUGGAGGUAUUGGAUUUGGUGGCGCGGAUACCUCUGUUCUGCCUGUGAACGGAACCGCGACCACUCCCUACACCGUUACGCAAGAGAAGGAAGCUAGUAGCUCCUUGAUGAACCACUUCCAGACCAUUUCGUUCAUGCCGGCCUAUAAAAACUGGUCACUAGAAGAAUUGCGUCUGCAGGAUUAUGCUACCGGAAGACGCUACGGCAACUCAUCCGGCCAAUCUGGCGCGUUCGGUUUCUCUGGGUUUGGCGGAGCGAAUGCGGCACCAGCAACUACUGGAACCGGGUUUGGCGCUACGAACACUGGGGCCGCAGGUGGCGGUGGUUUGUUUGGAAGUGCCAACAAUCAGCAACAGCCUGGUGGAUUCGGAGCAACCAGUGGUGGUGCAUUUGGAGCUACCAACAACAAUGCGGCUGGCGGAGGUCUCUUUGGAGCGAAGCCUGCUACGACCGGUGGAUUGUUUGGAGCUAGCAACACGGGUACGGCUGGAGGGGGUCUGUUUGGAUCGAAUCCUGCUCCUGCUGCUGGUGGCUUCGGCAAUACUGGCAAUACUGGGGCGUUUGGCAAUAAUACCGGGGGUGCAUUUGGGCCCGCAACCCAGCAGGCUAAGCCUGGAUUCUCUUUCGGUGGACCUGCUGCAACCACUCCCACAACUGGUGGCUUCGGAGCUACACCUGGAACUGGGUUUGGACAGCAGAAUACUGGUGCUACCGGUGGAUUGUUCGGUCAGCAACCCCAACAACAACAGCAACAGCCGGCCACUGGAUUCGGAGGCCAGGCCGCGGGCACUGGUUUCGGCGCUACCGGAGGAUUCGGGCAGCAAAACACACAGCAACAGCAGCAGCAGCAGCAGCCGUCAUCCUUUGGCGCAUUUGGGCAGCAGCAGAACAAUCAACAACAACAGAAGCCUGCUUUUGGCGGCUUCGGUGCGACAUCCGCGGCCCCUGCUACAGGUGGUGGCCUCUUCGGUAACCAGCAGCAAAACCAGCAGCCUCAACAACAACAGGCUGGUGGACUUUUCGGAGCCAAGCCUGCAUUUGGAGGAGCUACGACUAAUACUUCUGCCACUAGUGGUCUGUUCGGAAACAACCAGCAACCUCAGCAGCAGCAAACUGGUGGUCUGUUUGGAAACGCCCAGCCGUCUCUGAAUACUGGUGGCGGUGGAUUGUUUGGAAACACCCAGGCUGGCGCCACCAACACUGGCGGUGGUGGACUGUUUGGAAACAAUCAGACAAAGCCUGGCGGUUUGUUCGCGUCGGGUGCACCUGCGCAGAAUACGGGUGGUGGAUUGUUUGGCGGUUUGAACACCACUACCCAGACUUCUGGCGGUUCAUCCCUGUUUGGAAAUCAGCAGCAGCAACAGCAACCGCAGCAGCAGUCGAGUCUGUUCGGCAACACCCUUGGCCUUGGUCUUGGUGGCCAACAACAGCAGCAACAGCAAUUCACAACCUCGAUUGCGGAUUCGCCGUAUGGAAAUGCUUUGCUUGGUACUAUGGGUCCAGGACAGCAGAACCAGCUGGGCCCGAUUGCGACUCCUCUCGGCUCUUCGACCACCAAGAAAGCAGCAAUGAUUCCUCACCACAAGAUUGCUCCCAGGCAGCCUGCUCUCACGCCCCGCCUCGGCAACAGCUACUCCAGAAGCGGAUCUCCGUUCGCUUCGUCCACCACGACUACCACUUCUCUGAGUGGAUCCAGGGGAUCGUUCUCGUCCAACAACAAAUUGAGUCUCUUUGACGGCGACGACUCGGCUUUGAGUGCGAACGCUUUCUCUUCAAGCACUAGUAGUCGUGCCGCCGGGUUGAAGAAGUUGGUCAUCGACAAGAAGAUCAAGGAUCAGGACUUGUUCACAGACAACAACGAGCCACGUGGUAGGGCGGACAGCAUUAGCAGUGGACCGGGCAGCGCGUCUCCUGUCACUACUAAGGGUAUCUUGAAAAAGACUGUCAGCUUUGACGUGGCUGCUGAGAACAAGAGGGAUGAAGACUUAUUCGGUACUGGCAGCGCUACGCCUGCUAAGGCGACUAGUGGCCCUGCACCCACAGCCGAGGAGCUCGGAUUCAUCAGGCGCACUCCUGAGCGGAGACGGGCUACGGAUCUUGACGAGUCUCCUCAGGGAAGUGCUGUAUCCUCUAGCAGCGCCCCAGUGCUUGGUAACGAGGUUGCUCUUGUUCAGCAGCCUAGUGAGGAGCGCGCUCACGGUACAUACUGGAUGGUUCCCAGUGCGCAGAAACUUCGGUCCUACACCCGUGAGCAGCAGAAGAAGGUCAUCGGUCUUACUGUCGGGCGUCGCGGAUAUGGUUCCGUCCGCUUCGACAAUCCUGUGGAUAUCUCCGGUCUUCCUUGCGAAUUUGAAGAUAUCCCCGGCACCGUGGUUAUCUUUGAUACCAGAGUUUGCACUGUCUACCCAGAGGGGUUGGAAAAGCCCGCUCCUGGAAACGGCCUCAACGUUCCUGCCACUAUUUCCCUGGAGGACUGCUUCCCCCUCACGAAGAACCAGCGCGACAAGAUCGUCGAUCCCGAACACCCUAGGUACAUCACCCACAUUCGCCGGUUGAAGGGUAUUAAGGAUACCGAGUUUGUCGAUUACCACCCCCAGCAGGGUCUUUGGAUCUUCAGAGUCCGACAUUUCACCACCUACGGUCUGGUUGACAGCGACGAUGAAGAAAUGGAGGAGGAGAUGACCUACGAUUCCAGCUUCGCCACCAGUCAGGGAGACGACUCCAUCUUUGGUCCCGACGACAACACUGUUACCCCGAGACCGGCAAUUAUUACUCCCGCCUCACUCAUGAUUGAUGACGAGAACAGCAUGGAUGCCGACAUCAGCGGUAUGGAUUCCACCUCCGGGUUGGAUGAUACCUUUGACUUCAAGAGGCUCCCUACCGCUGUUGGUUCUCUUGCACGUAGAACUGCCCCCGCUACCGCUCAACAGCACCCGGGAUCUUUUUUAGGCGAGGACGAUGAGCCCAUCAAUUCAUCGUUUGACGAAGACCAGUACACGGAGGAGGAGGGUGAUGUGACCAUGACUGGUGAGUCUUUUUUAGGGGAAGGCUCCGUAGGCAGUGUUGAAGAAGAUGAACCUGCGGAGCCCCUGUCGGAGGAGGACGAUGCGGUGGAGGAGUCGACAAUUAUCCUGGACGACGACGAGGAUACGACUGGUGCUCUUAACGAGGAAUCACCCCAGAGACUGGCUCUUAUGUCCCCGGAGAGAUCACCAACGAAGUCGAUUGCGGCGACGCCUUCAAAGGCGUUGGCAUUAGGCAAGGACUGGACUGAACAGCUUAAUAAUACGAUCAGUCCUGUAAAGAGACGGUUCGGUGGCGAGAGCUUCUUUGCCGGUGGAGGUGGGGGUAGAUCGCCCAGCCCUCGGAAGGCGAUGAUGGAGCCUCUCAACUAUGGACUACUUGAUUUGGCCAACGACCUUUACGGAAGCCCUUCGAAGUUGAACGGCAGUGCACGCAGGGAUACGGGAAGGACGAGGAAACGGGAUGAAUUUGAGUCACUCGGCGAUUCGAAAUUUAGCUCGGAAGGGGUACGACCCAUCGCCAAGAAACCGAUUGCCUUGAUUGCCUACUCCGGAGAACCCUUUGAUUACAAUGAGUUGGAGGGCGAUGACCAAGCCUGGCGUAAAUCCGUGAGGCCGGCGUGGGGACCUGAGGGAAUCAUCAUCCACAUGGGUCAAUUGGAGGCAUUGCGUGUUCGGAAGAGUGAGGGAAGUUUGAGCAUCGCAAAGCUGAACUUCGGCACCAAGUCACAUGUCGUUCCUCGGCCUUUGGAACUUCAAAUGCGCAACACCGACAUUAGGCUGGAUGAGUUUGGCAUUCCAUUCGCCGAGGUCAAAAUGGAAUUCCUCUUUCAAGAGUUCACUGAACUGCCUUGGACGCGAGAUUCUAAGGAACAACACGAGAGGAAUGUGUGGAGGCUUGCGAGCGUUCUUUGGGACCCGCUCGACAACAUUCCCAUUGUUGACGACAUAGAGCUAGAGUUCUACCUUCACGAGAAGCGUCGAAAGGAACUUCUGUCUCGCUUCCUCCAGGAGCUUGUGGAAAAUGAUGCCGAUCUCCAUGCUCAGACAGCGCCUACUGCUGAAGAAGCCGCUUUUGCACAUCUCACUGCAUACCGUAUCGAACAGGCGUGCUCGGUGCUGAUCGAUGCUCAGGACUUCAGGCUCGCUUCUCUGAUUCCUCUGAUUGGCGGUGAUCGAUCUGUCCGACAGUCGAUUCGCAGCCAGAUCGAUCACUGGAAGGGCAAAGGUGUUCUUAGUGAGCUCACGAUCCCGAUGCGUGCGCUUUAUGAACUCCUUGCUGGGGAGACUUGCUUCUCUGAAGGAGUCAAGAACCCUGCCGAGGAUGCUACGGCCGAUAUCUUCUUUGCUGAUUAUUUCGGCCUGGACUGGCGGAGAGCGCUGGCGUUGAAGUUCUGGUACGGAUGUUUCGAAGAGGAGAGUAUCGGUCGUUUAGUGAAGAGGUACGAAGAAGACUUCUUGCGAUUCCCCGAAAAGGUGGCGCGGCCUACGCCUUGGUAUCUCGACGCACAGGAGCCAGCAGACGGCAGACUGGAUAUUCUUUGGGGUCUCUUGAGACUUUACGCGGAUUCCCGCCUUCCACUCGAAGAGGUGCUUUCUCCUGCGAACAUCGGUCCCAAUAAGCUUGACUACCGGGUCUCAUGGCAGAUGCGUACCAUCCUCGCCAAGAUUGGAGUUAGAGAUUUCAGUCCCCUAGACGAUUACAGUAGUAGGGGUGAUCAGGUUACCGCCGAGUUCGCUGGAGGGCUUGAGAGUGCCGGUCUGUGGGAGUGGUCUCUGUUUGUGAUUAUGCAUAUCGAGGACGCCGACGCUCGUGGUGCUGGCCUCAAGAAUCUGAUCGGCAGACACAUUGACGAGAUUGAUGAUGGCGAGAAGAGGACAUUCUUGGAGAAGACUCUUUGCAUCCCGCGUACUUGGAUCUACGAGGCCAAGGCCCUCCGGGCCAGACACGCCGGUGACUACCUCCAGGAAGCAGAGUACCUCAUUACAGCUAAGGCCUGGGUUGAGGCGCACAAGACUAUCAUCGAGCAGGUUGCACCCGAAGCUAUCAUCUCGGGCAACCUCGACGACCUCAAGAAGAUCCUGGCCAAGUUCGACUCGUCGGUGCAACCUGAGGGCUGGGGUCUCGGUGGCCAGGUGUAUCUCGACUACAUCCGCCUCCAGGAGCUGACCAAGACUACUUCGCCGAAGGCUAAGACUGAGAAGCAGGCGGUUGCUCGGAGGUUGCUCGGUGCGUUGAAGAACAUGGAGAUUUGCGGCUUCUUGCAGGGCAUUGCGGUGCGCGAGAUGGCUGGAGUUGUGGGUUCGCUAGUACUCAAGUAUGGUGAUAUGGCCGGCGACAAGACCAAGGUUCUCGAACUGCCGUUGACUGAGGACCAAUACCUCAAGAAGACUGUCAACCUCAGCCUGGAGUACUACAAGGCAAAGUUGCAGGGCGUCACUGCACAUUAAAAGGGGAUUCGGAUGGAAGGAGGAAUCAAAAUUGGGGGGAAUUUUGUGACGAGUGAUGGGCUGCAUUUGUUUACGAUGAUACAUUUCUCUUUUUUUUCUUGUUUUCCUUAAGUAUUACUUCACUACUCGUCUUCUUUCAUAGGGCUUCUUUCUUUGUUUUUAUGUUCCAUUUUUCUUUGCCUUAAUCGAUUCGCAACUUCUUGUCUGGAUUAUAAGUCAUGCCGGAGGUUCUUUGCGCUUGAGUCUGUUAGAUGAACCACUAUAAGCUUGGUUCUGUACGUUGUUUUUGGAUUCUGUUCAAUCAUCUUUGCAUUCGACCCUUCAGAUCAUGCUAGUUGCACAACCGGUUCCACUUCACUGUCCAG
This is a messenger RNA of Tricharina praecox, 6774 nucleotides long. RefSeq names its product nuclear protein 96-domain-containing protein. Bases 350 to 6409 code for a protein of 2019 amino acids. Gene Ontology annotation, molecular function: structural constituent of nuclear pore. The record is from RefSeq and is a predicted model, not a curated record. Gene Ontology annotation, biological process: protein import into nucleus; RNA export from nucleus; post-transcriptional tethering of RNA polymerase II gene DNA at nuclear periphery. Gene Ontology annotation, cellular component: nuclear pore cytoplasmic filaments; nuclear pore. NCBI's taxonomy places the organism in Eukaryota, Fungi, Ascomycota, Pezizomycetes, Pezizales, Pyronemataceae. The transcript is spliced from 6 exons.